Messenger RNA from Neoarius graeffei (lesser salmon catfish), 1638 nucleotides. It is a transcript of the gene faap24, whose product is annotated as FA core complex associated protein 24. Gene Ontology annotation, cellular component: Fanconi anaemia nuclear complex. Bases 355 to 1002 code for a protein of 215 amino acids. The transcript has 4 exons. Gene Ontology annotation, molecular function: chromatin binding. The record is from RefSeq and is a predicted model, not a curated record. Gene Ontology annotation, biological process: interstrand cross-link repair. Lineage: Eukaryota; Metazoa; Chordata; Actinopteri; Siluriformes; Ariidae.
AGAACUCUUUGGUACGUUAACUGGCGCGAGAUUUAAGCUGGUUUGUUGUGCUAUGCGCAGGCUGACUAGCUUAGUUUAUUUGUUACAGAAGUUAGCUUCCGAAACCGUUUCUAGUCCUAGAAAUUAUUUUGGAAUGAGUUUCUGAAAGAAUAAUUUAGCUCGAUAUUAGUGGAAUAUCACAGUUAUUAAGCGGUUUAGUUUGCUAGCGAGCUGGUCAUGAUGUUAAUUGGUAAUACUGAUAUAAAGCUGCUGUUUUAGAUUAUUGCUAGUAACUAAUAAGAAACUACUCCUUUACGUCAUAUCCGGCCUCACUAGCUGUCUCGGUAUAAAUAUGACCGUGCUUGUGUAACUGUAAUGGAGCUAAAGCCGUCGGCAGCGGUGGUGUUUAGUGCUGUACCUCCAUACGGACAUGUCCUCAUCAACGCCAAGUGGAGGGGCUCCAUCCUAGUGCAGCAUUUUAAAGGGAAUGUGAAGACGGUCUUUGAGGAGGAGCUUGGUGUUGUGGACCUUUACCUCAGUAACAAAAGUUGUGUCCUGUAUGUGUCAGAGAGUGACUUGGUGGCAGGGAAUGACUACAAAAGAAAAAUCGUUCGAUUCAGAAAUGCCAAUAGUAACUUCCAUGGGGUUGUUCUUGUGGAGAAGACUCGUCUCAGUGAGCAGUACUUCAGUGGACUGCAGAAGUUUGUGGUGUUGGAGCUGGGCCUGGCCCUUCUGCAUGUCGCAGGUCCUGGCGAAGCCGCCCAGCUUAUUACACAGAUGGUUCAUGGAGAGAGCAAGGAGAACCCCUUCCGCAAGAGAAGCACAGCCAGACUGCUGGACCCAGUGGUGUUGAACGUGGUACAGCAGAUCCCUGGGGUUGGCAAGGUGAAGGCCAUGGCCCUACUCCAGCACUUCUCUAACAUCCAUAAAAUCAGCAACGUUUCAGUUGAAGACCUGGAGCCUGUUGUGGGGCAGGCCGCUGCUCAACACAUCUGGGCUUUUUUCCAUGAAAUAUUUCCAUGAUAUUUUACCACAUGGUACUUUGCAGAGACUUUCACACUGGACUUAUUUGCUGUUUGCCAUGUAAAGUCUAACCUAAUAUAAACCAAAAAACCCAAACCUCAAACAUUGGUGUGAGGCUGUCAAAAUGUAAUAGAUUUUUUUUUUUCUUGUUCAAGGAAAACUGAAUUACUUUGUUCAGGCACGUUGCAUAUUUCCUAAAUAUUGUUCUGCAGUGAAAAUAAUAAAAUGUGGAUAGGUUGGGUUGUAUUUGCUUGUCCUUUUGGGGGAAAAAAAAUUAAUUUGUCAUGUCAUUUUCUGUAACCUCUUUAUCCUGGUCAAGGAUAUUUUAAUGCUGUGAUUUAAACUUAUCUCCUGCUGUUCUACAAUAGCAACUGAACCCAUUACGAUUGAGUAGACUGUUUAUAAUGAGGGUAAGUGGUACACGACAGGGGAAGGUUUGAGUCAACCGCCUUCCUGAUGAACUGUCUCUCUAAUUAGCUCAGCAUGCUUUCCCAGUCAAGGUCAAAUACACCUGCGCUGCUUGAGCUUAAGGUGUGUGUGUGUGGGGGGUCUUUUCUGUUGUAACACUGGAUACAGAAACAAUUGUAUGGUUGUUGUUGUUGUUGUUUUUUUUAAAUAAUGUAGCUGUCUAGUUAA